Diospyros lotus (date-plum) is the source of this 6543-nucleotide messenger RNA. Its product is annotated as chromatin modification-related protein EAF1 B-like. The transcript is spliced from 23 exons. Gene Ontology annotation, cellular component: NuA4 histone acetyltransferase complex. Lineage: Eukaryota; Viridiplantae; Streptophyta; Magnoliopsida; Ericales; Ebenaceae. The record is from RefSeq and is a predicted model, not a curated record. The coding region runs from base 415 to 6276 and encodes 1953 amino acids.
AACCCCUUGAGAGAGAGAGAGAGAGGGAGAGAGAGCGGACGAGCACGAAGACGAACCAGAAUUGAAAUACAUACAAUUGUAUAUCGAUACCUGUGCAUUCGAGAGAGAGAGAGAGAGGGAAGGAAAGGGUUUGAGAAGAGACUCAAUGCUCCUGUGGUUGAAAUUUUCCAGAGCUUAUUUGUGUGGUCGGAAUUGAGGUUCGUUGCAUCAAAACCAAAAACCCUAGAAGAGAGAGGAAGUUGGAAGGAGGGCGCUGGUUUAGCCCUAGCUGAAAAUUUUCCGAGUUUUGGUUGCAAUUCAGGAACUUGAUGGUAGUCAUGAAUUAAUAAGAGGAGAAUUCUUGUGUAAAUCAAGGUUGGAAAGCAUGGGUGCAGCUUACAAUCUACCCUUCUAGUCCAUGCUGAGGCUGAUUCCAUGGGAGGAGUUGUUGAAAAUGGAGUUGGAAUCAAUACCAAAACUUCUCCACGACUCGCAGCAAUUGAGAAGGCUCAAGCAGAACUGAGGCAGGAGUAUGAUGUCCGUGCAGAAAGGAGAAGAGAGUUAGAGUUUUUGGAGAAAGGUGGCAAUCCCUUGGACUUCAAAUUUGGUAGUGCAGCAUCUAUUAGUGUCCAAUCUACUUCACUGACAGAUCAGCCUCCUGAGCAGAUUGUGACAAGUGAAGCUAAAGGUAGUUUUGCAUUGACUGCUUCGCCACGUGGAGGAGAUUCUGUUGAAAGCAGUGGCAGGCCAGGUGCUCCUACAGUUUCUGAACCCAAUUGUGCUGAUAAUCUGUUGUUAUUAGAUGGUGAAAGUGAAUUUGUUGAAGCUGAAAGAAAUUCUGUGCAACCCAGCCGGGCAAACAUUGUUCUUUCAAAACAAUCUUCUCAGUUGGAUAAGAGUCAAAAUGCAAAAGGGUCAGGGGACUCAGCUGCUUUUGGCCUUCCAAAUCGAGCAUAUAAACGAAGAAACAGGUCACGACCUAAUCGUGAUGGUGCUAGAUCAGGUUCAGCAGAUGUAGUUCCAUCUCGGGGUGGUUAUGGCUCUUCCUUGCCUUCACGCCAUGUCCUGAAAGUUGUGAAGAGGUCGGUACUUGAUAUGCAAAAAGACCAGAAUGUUUCUUCAAAUUGCAACUCAAUGCCUACAAGUCCAAGCAGUAAUGUAGCUGUUAAAGUUGUACCUUCUGAUGGUCAGGUAGAUAGGGUGUUAGAUAAUGUACAAGCCACUGAACCCACUAGUGGACUGGCAAAACUUUGUCAGCCAGAGCCUCUACCUGAUUUUAAUGCAUCCAAAAGCUUUCAGGAUAACCAACAUCAAUCUGCUCAAAUUGAUGCUCAGGAAAAAUCUGCUGUAGGAUGUGAGGGGGCUGAUUCUGUUUAUGGAAGAGAUGAUGUAGCUUCAGUUCGUUUGCCUCUUUCUAUUCCUAUAGAAGGAGCUGAAAAUCAAACUAGUUGUGGUCAACUGAAUGGGUUUAGCACUUCCAGGGGUGAUAAAAAAAUCACACCAAAUGAAGUUCAAAAUAGCAGUGCUGCAUUUAGCACAAAGGGUUUAGAGUCAGAAUCCUCAUGCACCCAAACCAGCUUUAGCUUAGAUGGAAAUAAUGAUAGUCAUCCACCUAAUAAUGUAAGAAAUGUUGAUUCUGAUGGAAAUGAUAAGGAACAAACCUUGGAGGCUGUAGGAACACCAAAUAUAGAAGGGGAUGAAAUGAUAAAAGAAAAGAAUGAGAAGAAGGCUGAUGGCCAUUAUCCUUCCACAAAUGCUGAACCCUCAACUUCCAUUCAUCAAAGCCACCAAAGCAAUAGUUGUAUUUCUAGAACUGGGGAAGAAUUACGUGGAAGUGGAUCUGGCUCACUAAAUGAGGUGAAGUCGCUUACCAAAAUUAAGGGGAUGGAAGGUGAUGGUAUUAAUGCAUCAGAUAUGGAAAGAAACCCUGGACAUUUAUUGGUUGAUAAUUUGAACCCUAAAAAUGGAAGUGAUUGUGCUGGUAGACUUAGGAGCCCUAUGGAAUCCUCUGCCCACUAUAAUUUGAAUCCUCAAGAGGAGAAUUCUUGUGCUAGGCUGCAGGAUUCCAUGGGUCCCUCUAUGCCUGUGCUUGGGGAGACUACAUUGUCUGUUAGGGGUUCCGCUGAUGCUCCUGAGCAACAAACUUGUUUUGAGACUGACUCGAGCUUGGCAAACAGAGAACGUGAAGAUUCUAUCUUAGAAGAGGCUCAGAUCAUAGAGGCGAAGCGCAAAAGGAUUGCUGAGCUGUCUGUUGUUACCUUGCCCUCAGAUGAUCAUAGAAAAUUUCACUGGGACUUUGUCCUGGAAGAAAUGGCAUGGUUGGCAAAUGAUUUUGUCCAGGAGCGGCUCUGGAAGAUUACUGCUGCUGCUGAAGUAUGCCAUCAAAUUGCUUCUACUUCUCAGUUCAGAUUUGAAGAACAAAAUUUAUGCAGGAAGCAGAAAAAAGUGGCUCACACCUUAGCAAAAGCUAUUAUGGAGUUCUGGCAUUCAGCAGAGGAACUGAGCAAAGUAGGGCUGCAAUGUCCUGGAAGGAAUUUUUCAUAUGCUGUUCAGGGAUAUGCAGUAAGGUUUUUGAAGUAUAAUUCCUCUCUCAUGCCACUUAGCCUAAGCCUAGUUGAAGCACUGGCAACACCUGACAGGAUAUCUGAUUUUGGCAUUCAAGAAGUGUCACGGGAUGAAGAAAUCCUUUUCUAUACGGUGCCUCCUGGUGCAAUGGAAAAAUAUAGAAAAUCAAUGGAAUCUCAUUUAGUGCAUGUUGAGAAAACUGGCAGUAGCAUCCAACAGGAAGGAGACACUUCGAUGUAUGAUGUUGUAACAGAUUAUGGAUCUCAAGAACAUGUGCUCGAAGAGGAUGAAGGUGAAACAAGCACGUAUAAUUUUUGUGGAGGGUAUGAGGGUAGCAAGCCAUCAAAAUCUGCCCAGAAAAAGAAAAAUUUACCAAAAUCUUCUGCUGUGAGAUCAAUCAAUCUAGGAGCUCUAUGCAUGGAAGAUAAAGUUGGGAUUCGACAAUCUAUAUCAAUGGGAAAACGGCCUGCCAACAGUCUCACUGUUGGUCUGAUUCCAACAAAGCGCAUACGGACUCCUUCCAGGCAGAGGGCUUUGGUGCCGUUCAAUUCUGGCACUUCUGGGGGUUUUCUCAGUCCAAUUAAGACCGAUGCUUCCAGUGAUGAUACCAAUUCUUUUCAGGAUGAUCAGAGUACUCUGCGUGGCGGUUGCCAGAUUCCAAAUAGUUUGGAAGUUGAAUCUCUGGGUAACUUUGAAAAGCAAAUACCAUUUGAUUCUGCAGAAGUAUCAAAACCUAAGAAAAAGAAGAAGGCAAAGCAUCUGGAGGCUUCCACUUAUGAACAGAGAUGGCAGCUCGAUAACAACUUUCAAACUGAGCUGAGGGAUCAUCCAAAAAAUAGAUUGGACACUUGUCAGCUCGAGUCGAACGGAAGCAAUGGUCUAUUUGGCCAACACAUAAUGAAGAAGCCAAAGUUGAGGCAAUCAGUAGAUAGUUCAUUUGACAAUCUUACUCCAACAGCUGGAUCAAUUCCUUCUCCCGUGGCUUCCCAGAUGAGUAAUAUGUCCAACCCUAAUAAAUUCAUUAAAAUCCUUGGUGGCCGGGAUCGGGGAAGAAAAGUCAAGUCACCGAAGAUGCCUACUGGACAACCUGGGUUAGGAAGUUUAUGGUCAGUCUUCGAAGAUCAGGCCCUUGUUGUCCUUGUGCAUGAUCUGGGUCCGCAUUGGGAACUUGUUAGUGAUGCUAUCAACAGUACUUUUCAGUUAAAGUGUAUAUUUCGUAAACCCACUGAAUGCAAGGAGCGCCAUAAAAUUUUAAUGGAUGGGACUCCUGGUGAUGGUGCUGACAGUGCUGAAAAUUCAGGGUCUUGUCAAACUUACCCAUCUACCUUACCAGGAAUUCCUAAGGGCAGUGCCAGACAGCUGUUUCAACGUUUGCAGGGGCCAAUUGAAGAAGAUAUGAUCAAAUCACAUUUUGAGAAAAUUAUAAUGAUUUCGCAGAAGCAGCAUUGUCGUAGGAGACAGAAUGAUAACCAGGACUCAAAACCAAUCCAGCCACACAAUUCCCAUGUGCAUGCUUUAUCUCAAGUUUGCCCAAAUAAUCUGAAUGGUGGCCAUCCACUCACGCCUCUUGACCUCUGUGAUACAACUGCACCAAGCCCCGAUGUUCUUUCACAUGGAUGCCAAACCCCCCAUGCCAGUGGUUUAGGAAUAUCAAACCAGGGCACAGUUGCAUCUGUUCUUCCCGCUUCCACUGCAAAUUCCUCAUUACAAGGACCUUCAAACAUGGGUAUUGGCAAUAACUUUUUGGCUCCAUCUGCUCCACAUAAUUCCUCUGUUAGGGAUGGUAGAUAUGGUGCUUCUAGGUCAGCAUCUUUACCUACUGAUGAGCAGCAGAGGGUGCAGCAAUAUAAUCAGAUGCUAUCUGGUAGAAACAUUCAGGCACCUUGCCUACCUCUUUCUGGGGCUUCUCCAGGAAGUGAGCGUGGUGUUCGUAUGAGGCCAAGUGGGAAUGGCAUGGGCAUUAUGUCUGGAAUGAAUAGAAGUAUGCCUAUGGCAAGGCCUGGGUGUCAAGGAAUUGCCCCAUCACCUAUGCUGAACUCUGGGAGUGUCCUUUCCUCCAGUAUGGGAACAGUGCUGAGCCCUGUUAGUACACACUCUGUAGCUGGUGGUGGUCAAGGGAACUCAGUGUUGAGACCUCGGGAUUCUUUAAAUAUGAUGAGGCCUGGCCAGAACCCAGAGCAUCAAAGGCAGAUUGUGGUGCCGGAGCAUCAUAUGCAGGUAACCCAGGGGAACAACCAAGGAGUUUCUGCUUACGGAGGGUUAAGUUCUGCGUUCUCCAAUCAGACUUCUUCUCCCCCUGUUCAGACAUAUCCGCAACAUCAAAUGGUCCCAAAACAGUCUCAUGUGCUGAAUAAUCAUCACCAUCCACAUCCACAUCCACAUCCACAUCCACAUCUUCAAGGACCAAAUCAUGCCUCUAGCCCCCAGCAGCAGCAGGCGUAUGCAUUUCGCUUUGCAAAGGAGAGGCAGUUACAGCAGAGAUUACUGCAGCAGCAGCAGCAGCAAUUUGCUUCAUCCAGUGUUCCCAUGGCACAUGUACAAUCACAGCCCCAACUCCCCACAUCAUCUUCUCUGCAAAGUAGUUCUCAGGUUCAACCCCAAACUUCUGGACCAGCGUUAGUGCCUGUGACACAAUCAUCUUCAUCUAUUCCCAUGUCACAGCAUCAGGAGACGCUUCACAUGCCUCCUCAAGUGCUGAACAGGAACAGCCAAACAGGUGGUAAUGGAUUAAUUAAUCAGAUUGGGAAACAACGGCAACGGCAGCCACAGCAGGCAUUUCAGCAAACUGGCAGGCACCAUCUUCAGCAACGGCAACAGCCACAGACUCAACAACCAGCUAAACUUGUUAGAGGAGUAGGAAGAGGGAACAUGCUAAUGCAUCAGAACCUGACGAUGGAUCCCUCUCUUCUGAAUGGCCUUUCCACAGCUUCAGGUGGCCAAUCUGCAGAAAAAGCUGAUCAGGUAAUGCAUUUGAUGCAAAGCCAGGGUGUACAUCCUGGGCCAGGACUAAACCCUAUCCAAGCAUCGAAACCUUUAAUGCCUCCCCAUUCUUCAAAUCAGCCGUCUCACUCCCAGCAAAAUAUGUAUUCUGGCCAAGCAAUCACUUCAUCAAAGCAUGUUCAGCAGAUGCCUUCUCAUUCAGAUGUACCAGCAGGUUCUGGUCAUACAAUACCAGGUUCCCAACCUGUUCCACCUUCAGUUAUGGGUUCUUCAAACCUCCAGCAACUACAGGCACAGCAAAAGUCAGUGAAUCAAACUCUACCGACUGUUCAAAGAGUGGUCCAGCAAAAUCGUCUACUGAAUUCUGACCCUCCAAGCAAGUCACAAGCAAAUCAAGCUCAAGCUGAUCCACAGGCUGUGAGCAGCUCAUUUCAGAUGGGUACAACAAUGGCCAUACCUCAGUCCUCUGGUAGUACAAUUACUGUAAGACCAGCAGUUUCGUCCUCAGGCACUCCGUGGAAAGCGCCAGAACAAAUGUAUGAUUCGGGUAUGUUAAAUCCAGCAGUGCAGUUGGCUCCUACCGGGAGUCCAGCUUCGGCAAAUUCAGCUGGGAGUGAACCCAUUCCUACAGUCAGCCAAGGGCUAGGGCAGGGGCAGUCAUCAGGUAGUUUGGCUCCUGGUGGUGCACAGUGGCAGCAGCUGCAGCAAUCACAACAACAGCUGCCGCCACAGCGUUUGCAGGCAGGGAACAGCAGUUUGUACAUCAUACCUGCCAACUCCAAACUGGAAUGAAUAGUUUUUCAAUGGACUGGCAAAUUGCGAUUCCUGAGAGCAGCUGACUCCACCUGGAUUGGGUUCGCAUGCUCUUGUAAUAGCACUGUACAGAUGAAGGCAAUCACCUAUCAUGGAAAUGUAAAAUGAAAAAGCGGUGAUGAUCAUUGCAGGUUUUCUUGAGAUACCAGAGGAAUAGUGGCAGGAUAAACUUUUCUUUUUGUUUGGUAAUGUACAUUGUUGUUACCCUAGAAACUCUUGAGAGAUAGAUAUAGAGGUGCUUGUACA